GCUCUUGUCUCCAACUUUCCUCUCAUCCAAACAACAAGAAGAGCCUCAGCUUAACAAUGUCGUUCCACCUCAGUAACAAACUCCUCGGAAUCAUCAACUUCCUAACUUUCAUUUUCUCCAUCCCAAUCCUGGUAGCAGGGAUCUGGCUGAGCAAGAGCGGCGUGAGUGACUGCGGCCUAACCGCCGACACGAACCUGAUCAGGAUCGGAGCCUUAAUCAUGAUCGUCUCUCUGGCAGGCUUCAUCGGCUCCUGCUAUGGCGUGGGAUGGCUGCUCUGGGCCUACCUCGUCAUUAUACUACUCUUAAUCCUCAGCGGCUUGGGUUUCACCGUUUUUACAUUUGUUGUGAGUCAUAAAGGUUCUGGAGAAACAGUCGCAGGAAAAGGAUACAAAGAAUACAAGCUUGGAAAUUACUCCAACUGGAUUCAAACGAUAGUCAACGAAACCCAGAAUUGGAAUAAGAUCAAAACCUGUUUGGUUGAUACCAAGGUUUGCACCGGUUUCAAAAACAAGUAUCUCAACUAUACUGUCGAAAAGUUCCACAAAGAGCGCUUGAAUGCUAUUCAGUCUGGUUGCUGUAAACCGUCAAACGACUGUGGAUUUACGUAUAGGAGUCCGAUGAACCGGACAGAGGAGAAGGGAGUGUACAGUAAUCCUGAUUGCAAAGCCUGGGAUAACGAUCCGACAGUGUUGUGUUUUAACUGCAAAUCUUGCAAGGCAGGGGUGGCAGAUAAUAUGAACCGUACCUUGAAGAAGGAAGCCACUGUUAAUGUCGUGUUCCUCAUUCUCCUCAUCAUCGUGUAUUGUAUUGGUUGCUGUGCUUUCUGGAACAACAAGAGAGACGAUGUUUAUAAUAAUCAAGUGUGGAAGCCUUGA
This is a messenger RNA of Durio zibethinus, 875 nucleotides long. RefSeq names its product tetraspanin-8-like. Lineage: Eukaryota; Viridiplantae; Streptophyta; Magnoliopsida; Malvales; Malvaceae. The record is from RefSeq and is a predicted model, not a curated record. Gene Ontology annotation, cellular component: membrane. Gene Ontology annotation, biological process: auxin-activated signaling pathway.